This is a messenger RNA of Punica granatum (pomegranate), 3698 nucleotides long. The record is from RefSeq and is a predicted model, not a curated record. Lineage: Eukaryota; Viridiplantae; Streptophyta; Magnoliopsida; Myrtales; Lythraceae.
AGACAUCAGAGAUUCCCAGACUUCUCAAACACCCGCCCUCUCCCCUCCUCCUCCUCCUCCUCCUCCUCUGUUUCAUCUCCCUAGCUUUGAGGUUUCAGCACAGCUUCUCUAACUUCUAGUGCAGUACAAGGAUAUAUUGCCUGUGUGUGAUGAAGGGAAUGAUGAUGGGUGUUGUUGUUUGGGGGAAGAGGAGCUGACAGACAAAAAUCUCAAGAAUCAAGUGGACAGGUAGUGGGCCCAUACUCUCUCUGUGUGUGUGGCUAGGAGGAGAUUCUUCUCAAAGAGGAGGAAUAACUCCUGCUGAUGAUGAUGGUGAUGGUGAUAAAACCAUACUCCUCCUUUUCAUGUGGAUGGGGUUCUUAUAGGAGGGAUUAAGGCGCGCGCGCACACACACACAGACACACACACAGACACAGACGCAGACACUGCUCCUCUGUCAAAAAUCUUUACUUGGUGGUGAUGUGUGAGGUUUGUCAGAUUUCUUGUUCUGAGACAAAUUCCUCCAGCUCAGAGAGAGAGAGAGAGAGAGAGAGAUCCCAUUACUCUUACAGCAGAAAUUGCUAAACAAUUUUAUUGACGAUGAUGUUUCUCCGGCCCAGACAGAUCGGGACCUCGGACGAGGGCUUCAGUAAUCCUCCCAGGAAGUUCCUCUACUUGUUCUUCAUCUUCACCGGGCUUCCUUGUUUUGGGUCCUGACAGAUACGUGUUUUUUGUGGCCGUUUAGUAUCAAUUGUUUGUAGAAGGAAAGUCGGUGAUUUGAGCCAGAGUUGAUUGCACAUAGAUGGAAGAUGGUCCAUUCAAUACUAACGUUUCGGGGCUCUCAGACUUGACCAUGGAUUUGGAUUUGAUGGAUGAGCUGUUGUUGGAAGGGUGUUGGCUGGAAACAACUGAUGCUUUUGACCUUCUAAAGUGGGGUUCUCCGGCUCCUGAUACUCUAAAUUACUCUUUGGAUAAUCUACCAUCUCAGGAGAUUAACGAACGUUUGGUAAGUUACAGCAGCUCAUUCCAGCAGACCAUCCAAGAGGACGAAUCUAAGAGAGACCUCUCGGAGAACCUGAACAUCGGAGGAGUUGAUGAAACGCAAGCUGAAGGUGAGGGAAGCGAAGUGGGCCGGAGAUGGUGGAUUGCUCCGAGCGUGAGCUCUGGUCCUUACUCAGUCAAACAGAGAUUGAUGCAGGCAAUUCGGUACUUGAAUGAGUGCACGAAAGAUAAAGAUGUUCUGAUUCAACUCUGGGUGCCUGUGAAGAGCGGGGAUAGGAAUGUCCUGACAACUACUGACCAACCCUACACGCUCGAUUCGAACAGCGAAAGCCUUCAGAACUACCGGAGCGUGUCUGAAGCCUAUCAGUUCCCGGCCGACGAGGAUGCAAAGGAAUAUAUUGGGAUGCCCGGCCGUGUUUUCCUAGGCAAGUUGCCUGAAUGGACUCCUGAUGUACGGUUCUUCAGGACCGAGGAGUACCCCCGUGUCAGCUAUGCCCUGCAAUGCGAUGUUCGCGGGUCCCUUGCGCUGCCAGUCUUCGAACGGGGCAGCGGAACCUGCCUGGGUGUGGUGGAGAUUGUGUCAACCUCUCAGAAGAUCAAUUACGAACCCGAACUUGAGAACGUCUGCAGAGCUCUUGAGGCUGUUGAUCUCAGAAGUUCUCCAAGCUUCAGCUCACCCAGUGUGAAGGCCUGCAAUCAGUUUUAUCAAGCUGCCUUGCCGCAAAUACGGGAGCAUUUGACCUCCAUUUGCAAAGCUUACAGAUUGCCUCUUGCUCUGACGUGGGCAUCUUGCAUCCAGCAAGGUAAAGAAGGGCGCCGACACUCGAGCGAGAACUACAAUCUAUGUGUCUCCACCGUUGAUUUCGCUUGCUUCGUGGCCGAUGAAAGGUACUCAGGCUUCCACAAGGCUUGUUCUGAGCAUCACUUGUUGAGAGGCCAAGGGAUUGUUGGGAGAGCCUUCAUGACCAACAGGUCAUGCUUCGCUGCGGACGUAACUGCCUUUAGCAGGAAAGAGUACCCUCUCUCUCACCAUGCGAGAAUGUUUGAGUUGCAAUGUGCUGUUGCAACUCCUCUAAUGAUUACUUCUAGGGACUCGCCGGACUUUGUGUUGGAGUUCUUCUUGCCGAAAGAUUGUAAAGAUGAAGACGAACAGAAUCGGGUGUCGACUUCGCUGUCAAGUUUUGUGCUGAGGGCAUUUGAGAACUCACAGAUUGUGUCCUCAGCAAGAGAUGAGAAUUGUAAGAAAGAAGAGACGAAGAAAGUCCCAUCCUUUGUGUCAAGAGAAGGGUCUGAGGAGAAGGGGUUGUGGAUCUCAAAUAUGAUGGAUGCCCAACAGAAGGGUAAAGGAGUCGGCGUCUCAUUGGACUAUCAUAAGAAGCCCAAAGAAGAGUUUAAGGUGACGAAUGAAUGGGAAGAAACUCAGGUAGAAGUUCACCAUAACUUUGAGUCUAAGCCUGGUAGUGAAGCUGGUGACGAUAAUUCCAUUGGUGUGAGUGACCUGGUGGGUGGAAGAAAGCUGGUCCAAACGAGACGUGCGAGGACUGAGAAGACGAUCAGCUUACAGCUUCUUCGCCAGUACUUUGCUGGGAGCCUUAAGGAUGCAGCAAAAAGCCUUGGAGUGUGCCCUACAACUCUGAAACGGAUCUGCAGACAACACGGGAUCACCCGGUGGCCUUCCCGGAAGAUCAAGAAAGUGGGGCACUCCUUGAGGAAACUCCAACUUGUGAUGGACUCGGUUCAAGGAGCUGAGGGUACUAUUCCGAUCGGUUCGUUCUAUAAAAGCUUCCCAGAACUCAAAUGUUCUACAAAUGAAGGCUUGAAGCAAUCAAACCAGCCCGAGAAUCUAUGUGAGUCUACUGGGUUGAAAUCAUCUCCAUCCUCUUCAUGCAGUCAGAGCUCCAGCUCAACUACUUCUUGCUCGAGUGGAACAAAGCAGGAGUUAACUGGCACGAAUACCCGAAGUUGUGGAGAUUCUGUUAUGUUGGAAGACCCGACUGGGAUCCUGAAGAGAGUUCGGAGCGACGCAGAGCUACAUGUUUCCACUCAAGAGGAACCGAAGCUCCUUAAAAGGUCGCAGAGCCAGAAGACACUGGACGAGAAUCUGAGUCUCAAGAGGCUACCUCCUCUACUGAAUUCCAAUGGCCCAAAUUCUCGAGGUGGGAGCAUAUAUAGAGUAAAAGCCAUGUUCGGAGACGAAAAAAUCCGUUUCAGCUUGCAGCCCAAGUGGGGAUUUCGAGAUUUGCAGCUCGAGGUAGCAAAGAGAUUUGGGAUAGAUGAUGUUAGUGGGAUCGAUCUCAAAUACUUGGAUGAUGAUCACGAGUGGGUGCUACUGACAUGCGAUGCAGACCUCGAGGAGUGCGUGGACGUGUACAAAAUGUCUCAGGUUCGGACAAUUCGGAUAGCUCUCCACCGUGUAGACCAAUCAAACAUCAGAUAUUCUUUCGGUAGCAUCUAGCUUUGUCAAAACCACGACCGUCUUAUGCGAGGAAACAUGGUGUUCGGGUUCGUGGCCAGAUUGUACAUGUAGGGAUGCUACAGAGUAUCCGUGUUUGUUAGGGAGAAAGUUAUAUGUGAAAUCAGUAGAUAGGUCAAAAUCAGUUUCAGGUAAUGUUUUUCAAAUUAUCUGUUUUGCUGUAGAAAGCUGAGAACGUUAGUGUAAAUUGCUGUUCCCGAAUGUUGAAUCUCGUGAAACAAUAAAAUUGGGGCCGUUCUCAGAA